AUGUCAUCAAUUCACUUUAAACUUUGGGUUUUGGUUCUUGAAAACAGUUACCUACAAUAUACUUGGACAUUUCACGCAAAACAACAAAACUACUCUGAUUUAAGAGAAUUCUCUCCGAAAGAAGUUGAGGAUCUAUUGUUUGAAUACAGCAGAAAUAACCCUGAUAUCCAGGAGUGCGAAAUUCCAAAUAAACCAAAUACAAUAAUUAUUCAAAAGAAGCUUCAAGAACGUAGACGAAUACUUCUGAUUUUUGAUACUGGAGAGAAGAUGACAUCUGAAAUUUCUUCAAGUAGCAGCGUGGAAAAUGAUACUGGAAAGACAAUUGCGGUUGAAGAUGGGAUGAUUCAGUCACUGUCAGAUGAACAUAUGUCUAGUGAUUAUCCAAUUCCUGAACAACUAAUUUCAGAAAUAAAGAAAAGGACCAAUUUGAAAGAACAAAAUGAUGCAAAAAGCAAACCUAGCACAGAUGUCAAUUUAAGAUCCGACGUUGUUCGUGACAUUUGUGAACAUAUCGACAAUUAUCUCAUUGGUUAUGUUCCUAUCAACAAGAUAAUUUCAAUUGAGAUGUUUGAAGCAUCGAAUUUAAUGUAUUGUCACUUAUUUGAUUUUAAUGGUAAUAUGAAUAACAAGCCACCCCUCCGUCUUUACUCUAUCUAUCGUGAAGAUUACGACGAAUUAAGUGUCUAUUUUACUGUUACUAUUCCAUCUACAACGAGAUUAAUGAAAAUCGAGGUGGAAGAAGAUCUUAUUUUGCAAGUGGAUGAUGAUAUGAAACUCGUGGCGGUAAUAUUUUGUAACGCAAGUGAAAGAAUAGCGCGGGAGCUCUCAAAAGAAGACAGUGAUCGAAUUCGAGAGGAUAUUAAGUUGAGAUUCGAAAUUCUGAGGGCAUCAAUGAGAUCACGCAAAAAUCUUCUUAUACCAGAAUUAAUGUGA
Molecule: messenger RNA, 933 nt
Organism: Funneliformis mosseae
Lineage: Eukaryota; Fungi; Glomeromycota; Glomeromycetes; Glomerales; Glomeraceae
Source: the annotation of a GenBank genome assembly